Molecule: messenger RNA, 453 nt
Organism: Triticum turgidum subsp. durum (durum wheat)
Lineage: Eukaryota; Viridiplantae; Streptophyta; Magnoliopsida; Poales; Poaceae
Source: the annotation of a GenBank genome assembly
AUGGCGUCGCUGAUGGACGACGUCACCGCUGAGAUCUUCCUCCGCCUCCCGCCGGACGAGCCGGAGCACCUCUUCCGCGCCGCCCUCGUCUGCAAGCCCUGGCUCCGUGUCCUCCGCGACCCCUCCUUCCGCCGCCGCUACAGCGUCUUCCACCGGGCCCCGCCCCUGCUCGGCCUCCUCCACAAGCUCCAGGUCUUUGAAGGAGAUCCCGCCGCCCGCCUCGCCCCCACCACUGCGGCGCCCCUCUCCCCCUACCCCGACCUCUGCCGCACACGCCCCCUCGACUGCCGCCACGACCGCGUCCUCCUCCACGUGGGGGUCGGGUCCUGGCAUUUCAUGGUCUGGGACCCCGUCACGGGCGAGCAGCACCGCUUCCCUGAGCCUGGCAUCCCGAAGCUCAUCUACACCGCCGCCGUGUUCUGCGCCAUGCCGGGCUGCGACCACCUCGACUGA